ACGCCUGCGCCCCACGCUGCCGCGGCGCCCAUGGAAGCGCUUGGUUUCUGAUCCUGGCGUGCGCUGCGGGGAGAGGGUCCUGGACUGAAGCAGGGGUCUCCGACCCUCGGCGCCACCGCCAUGCAGGUCUCCAGCCUCAACGAGGUUAAGAUUUACAGCCUCAGCUGCGGCAAGUCCCUUCCCGAGUGGCUUUCUGACAGGAAGAAGAGAGCCCUGCAGAAGAAAGAUGUUGAUGUCCGUAGAAGAAUUGAACUUAUUCAGGAUUUUGAAAUGCCUACUGUUUGUACCACUAUUAAGGUGUCAAAAGAUGGACAGUAUAUUUUAGCCACUGGAACAUAUAAACCUCGGGUUCGAUGUUAUGACACCUAUCAACUAUCCUUGAAGUUUGAAAGGUGUUUAGAUUCAGAAGUUGUCACCUUUGAAACUUUGUCCGAUGACUAUUCAAAGAUUGUGUUCUUACAUAAUGAUAGAUACAUUGAAUUUCAUUCACAAUCAGGUUUCUACUAUAAAACCAGAAUACCAAAGUUCGGGAGAGAUUUCUCUUACCAUUAUCCAUCCUGUGACUUGUACUUUGUUGGCGCAAGCUCUGAAGUUUAUAGGUUAAACUUGGAGCAAGGACGGUACCUGAAUCCUCUGCAAACUGAUGCUGCGGAGAAUAAUGUUUGUGACAUAAAUUCAGUGCAUGGCUUAUUUGCCACGGGAACAAUAGAGGGUCGAGUAGAGUGCUGGGACCCGAGAACGCGUGGUAGAGUUGGCCUGCUAGACUGCGCGUUAAGUAGCGUCACAGCUGAUUCAGAGAUCAACAGUUUACCAACGAUCUCUGCUUUGAAGUUUAACGGUGCCUUGACCAUGGCGGUUGGAACAUCCACGGGGCAGGUUUUAUUGUAUGAUCUUCGGUCUGAUAAGCCAUUGCUAGUUAAGGACCACCAGUAUGGGCUGCCCAUUAAGUCAAUUCAUUUUCAGGAUUCCUUAGAUUUGAUUUUGUCUGCUGACUCCAGAAUUGUCAAAAUGUGGAAUAAGAACUCAGGAAAAAUAUUUACCUCCUUGGAGCCGGAACAUGACCUUAAUGAUGUCUGCCUUUACCCCAACUCAGGAAUGCUUCUUACCGCCAAUGAAACUCCCAAGAUGGGCAUCUAUUACAUUCCAGUUUUAGGUCCUGCUCCCAGGUGGUGUUCCUUCUUAGACAACCUGACAGAAGAACUAGAAGAGAAUCCAGAAAGCACAGUUUAUGAUGAUUACAAAUUUGUCACCAAGAAAGACCUUGAAAAUUUAGGGCUCACACAUCUCAUCGGAUCACCUUUUCUCCGGGCAUAUAUGCAUGGAUUUUUCAUGGACAUAAGACUCUAUCACAAGGUGAAAUUGAUGGUAAAUCCAUUUGCUUAUGAAGAAUAUAGGAAAGAUAAGAUUCGACAGAAGAUAGAAGAAACACGUGCACAGAGAGUCCAAUUAAAGAAAUUGCCAAAAGUGAACAAAGAGCUGGCACUUAAAUUAAUUGAGGAAGAGGAGGAGAAGCAAAAAUCUACAUGGAGAAAGAAAAUUAAGAGCCUUCCUAAUAUUCUCUCUGAUGAUCGAUUUAAAGUUAUGUUCGAGAACCCUGACUUCCAAGUAGAUGAAGAGAGUGAAGAAUUUAGGCUUUUGAAUCCACUUGUUUCCAAAAUUAGUGAAAAAAGGAAGAAGAAGCUAAGACUCUUAGAGCAACAGGAACUUCGUGAAAAAGAAGAGGAGGAAGAACCGGAAGGAAAACCAAGUGAUGCAGAAAGUUCUGAGAGUUCAGAUGAUGAAAAGGACUGGGUUGAAGAGGUCAGGAAACAGCGCCGACUUCUCCAACAGGAGGAAAAAGUGAAGCGUCAGGAACGACUCAAGGAGGACCAGCAGACGGUCCUCAAGCCCCAGUUUUAUGAGAUCAAAGCAGGCGAAGAAUUCAGAAGCUUCAAAGAUUCUGCCACAAAGCAGAAGCUAAUGAAUAAAACCCUUGAAGAUCGGUUGAAACUUGAAGCAAAAAAUGGGACAUUGAGUGUAUCCGACACCACGGUUGGCAGCAAACAAUUGACAUUUACAUUAAAGAAGUCUGAACAGCAGAAGAAGCAGCAGGAGGCUGAGAAACUGCACCGACAAGAGAGGAAGACACUCCGUCGUUCAGCCGGUCACCUGAAGUCAAGGUCCCGGAGAGGACGGCCGUUCCACUGAAUCUGGAAAUGGUCC
This is a messenger RNA of Vicugna pacos (alpaca), 2202 nucleotides long. It is a transcript of the gene NOL10, whose product is annotated as nucleolar protein 10. Gene Ontology annotation, molecular function: protein binding. Gene Ontology annotation, cellular component: 90S preribosome; small-subunit processome; nucleus. The record is from RefSeq and is a predicted model, not a curated record. Gene Ontology annotation, biological process: maturation of SSU-rRNA from tricistronic rRNA transcript (SSU-rRNA, 5.8S rRNA, LSU-rRNA). Lineage: Eukaryota; Metazoa; Chordata; Mammalia; Artiodactyla; Camelidae.